AAGAGCUGAUAAAACUGUGUAAGACUACUAAUAAUGCAAUGGAAAAGAUGGAAUUUUGAAUAAGAUUUUAUAUCCUUUUUUGGAUUAUUUCAAUGCAGUUUGAACGAGCAAUGGCUGGCGGCGACUUCGACUGCGAUACGGAGCUCUGCCUCACUCCCGGCGGCGGCCGACAGAGAAGCAAUACUGGUUUGAUGAGAAGGGCGGAGAGAUCAGCCGCCGUAGAUAUCGCCGCCGGCGAGAAGCCGCCGGAGAUGACGAUGUUGUAUGGAGGUCAGGUCCGCGUUUGCGAUGUUACUGAAAUACAGAUGCAGGCUAGGGCGAUACUAUGCAUGGCAAGAAGAGAGAUGAAAGAGAUGAUGGGGAGCAGCAGCAAUUCAUAUUUGCAAGCCGGCUCAACAUGGUCUGAUGCAUCGCUGCCACCAUUUAAGGAACCUCUGCUACUGAUUAAUCCUGGGCUGUCGAUGAAGAGAUCUUUGCAACUUUUUUUACAAAAGAGAAAGGCUAGGAUUUGUGAUCACAUCCCUUAUUAGCCUUAAAAGACAUGUAACUUGUAUCAAGAGGUUGUUGUUUCUUCUUCUUUCUCUUUAGGUUCUGAAAUAUAUCUCUCUCCUUAA
Messenger RNA from Phalaenopsis equestris, 614 nucleotides. Its product is annotated as protein TIFY 5A-like. The transcript has 3 exons. Gene Ontology annotation, cellular component: nucleus. The record is from RefSeq and is a predicted model, not a curated record. The coding region runs from base 93 to 530 and encodes 145 amino acids. NCBI's taxonomy places the organism in Eukaryota, Viridiplantae, Streptophyta, Magnoliopsida, Asparagales, Orchidaceae. Gene Ontology annotation, biological process: response to wounding; regulation of defense response; regulation of jasmonic acid mediated signaling pathway.